Molecule: messenger RNA, 3084 nt
Organism: Homarus americanus (American lobster)
Lineage: Eukaryota; Metazoa; Arthropoda; Malacostraca; Decapoda; Nephropidae
Exons: 12
Coding region: 1131-2933 (600 amino acids)
Source: RefSeq, a predicted model, not a curated record
CGUUCUGUCAGCACGCGCACACGAGUCCUCCACCCCGCUCACACACGCACGCACGUCCAGGCGCACACACACCCACGCACGCACGCACGCUAACCCCCCCGGCCCGCGUAGCGCACCACGGAGAGAGCAGGAGCUCACUCACACGCCCGCGGGACUUGCUCACGAUAACCUGGAGUCCUUCGCUACCGGGGUCCUGCAUCACCACCUUAAAGAGUCCUACGAAGGCUUUGGUCUUGGUGAUCAAAAGUGUUAAGCAGCCACGUCCUAACCUUGAGUCCUUAGCUCGUGGUGUCUUUCGCGCGCUCGUGGUGUCCUUCGUACGUCAGCUGAUAGUAAGCAGGGAUACCAGGCUCCUUCAAGACUUGUAGUAGAAGGUCCACCUCAACACGUGGUCGUCCUUCAGAACUGUGUGUGGAGUCGUGAAGUGAAUUCUUACGGUGUAUGACAGUGUGUGAUGAAACGGUAAACAGACGUUGAAAUUAUCCCCUCUUCAGAAAACAAAAGAGGAUCCUUAACUAUUGGACACGUGAGAGUUUUAUAUCACAUUUCACUUGAACCUAAAGGAAAACAUAGUUGACUAUUUCCACUACUUGUUGCUUUAUACCUGAAAGACACCAUUUAAUUUUCCUUUAUCAAACAAGAGCAAGAUUAUAUACAGUAAAUAUAAACAAAAGAUCAACUGACUACUAACUUUCUGGUGAUAAAAAAAAAUCGAAUAAGGAAAAUCACGAGAAAAAAAAACCCGCCCCAAGUUUGUUGACAGUGAGACAACAACACGAAGAUUAACCCUCAAGUGAACUUGUCCUGCCCCCCUCUCUCUUUUUCCCCUCACCACCACCCCUCUCCCCUCACCACCACCUCUCUCUCUCUCUCCCUCUCCUCAACACCAACACCACCCCUCUCUAUCUCCCUCUUUCCCCUCACCACUACCAUUCUCUCUCCCUUCGCUCUCCGUAUCAAGAAUGAUUAUUUCUACCCCUUAAGUAAAAUAUAAUCGCGUGAGGGAAGAUUAUUAUUGCCACUUAGAGGGAGAUCUCCAUCCCAAAGAAGACUAUUCCUACAGCGAGGGAGAUUAUUUCUGUCCUGUCGUGAAAUUGGAGGGAGGAAGAUUAAAGGGAGGAGGAUCCGACAUGUCUCCAGCGAGAGGCUUGGUCUCCGCCUACCUGGCUCUCAUUAUUCUACUCACCUGCCCUAACUCAGGAUGGAGUGUUUGCUACUUCAACCUCGAGUACCAGGGAGUAUACGCCACCCAGAGUAUCAUCAGUGGAGGCUCAGAUAUCCACUACUUGGAGGUGGCGAUCGAGGCUGACUCCAUCCCUAUCUGGGGGAACUGCCACCGGCGCCUUGGUAACAACGUCAUCCUCUACGACACGACGGGAGGAACCGACUGUGUACGUUGCUUCCACCUGGAGUUCCGUUCGCGACACAUCCUGGAGGUGCACAACGAAGGGCUGGGCAAGUGCUACACGAACGAGGAGGCUGCCUUACAGACCUGCCCUACUCUCGACGAUAUCCGCAACAGGCAAACUCGCGAAAUCAUGUUGUACAAGACGGCGACGAACGAGGGCCAGCCACUUGACCCCGUGUACUGCCCUGUUGACGGCCGCUACCACAUCACCUACAACAUCAACGACGGGCUGGAGAGUGCGACCGAAUGCCCUGAGCCCUCCUCCACCCUGGCUAACUGUCCUCGAGGCAACACCUUCACCAUGAACUUCCACAGAUGCAAAUUCGGCGAUUUUUCUAAGAGCUAUGAGUGCCUGGGUGACUGGGAGGGCACUGACGGGCAGAGAUACCUGGCACUACAUGACCCUUCGGCACUGUCCGCGGCUGGCACUGACCCUCCGCCUCCUCGCUUCCGCUGUGCUAUGUACAAGGUGGAGGAAGACACGGGCCAAGUCUACCUGUCGCUCUCCUAUGACUCAACCUGUAUCAACAAGCUACACUCAGCCUGGGAGGGCUACGAGACUCUGGUCCUCACGCCCACCCCGCCCAAAGCGCCCGUCUCUGAGGCCUCCAAUGCCAAGUGCACGUUUCCGGAGUGGGCACAGGGCCAGUGGGAGAACCUACGUGUAGAAGAUAACCAGGCCACCUACACCGACCUCAACACCUACAAGACCUUCAGGGUGUUCUGUCUCGACCAGAGUAUGGCUGGCCUUGUCCCCGUCUACACCCAGUCCCAGUGCGGCGACGAAGCCUUCACCUGUCUGGCCAUGCAGGAAAGGAGUUCCAACGUUAUGGAGUUCCAGAUCAGUCCGGACGUGAAGGAGACAUAUGAGAUGGGUCUGUGUUCCUCCCCCGCCUCUCUCACCUGGGACUCUUGGGUCACACAAGGACGAGUCGACCGGUUCCGACAGUCUCCGUGCCCGGUAGCUGGUGAAUAUACGGGGGUGAUCCCAGACGCCCCGAUACUCUGCGCUAAGCUGUACUCAGACUGUAACAACCCGGAGAUCAUGUUCUACACCGUCUUCUCGUGUCACAACCGAUCUGAGGUGAUUGAAGAGCGGGAGUACAGAUGCCUUGGUCAGUGGAGUGAGACAGGGGUGACCUACACGUACACAGAGCGGAGGGACCAGGCGGGCUACGAGUGUUUCGCCGGCGUGGUGGUGGACGACGGUGAGAUCUACAUCAUGGAGGCCGGGGUGAACUGCAAGCGUGGCCUCCAGGCGCUCUCCUACGGCAUGAAGCUGGUCAAACAAGCGCCAUGCCUGAACGACCCAGCCAUGGCACCGCGUCCCAACCUGCCGUCACCCACACAGCCUCCCUGGUGGAACACCACACGCAACCCCUGGACCAAGAAGGCGUCCCCCGCUACACCUAAACCCGGCCAGAAGAACAACACCAAGGGAGGCGGGUCCAGUCCGCACGCCCAUCUCUUUAUAGUUGGCGUGGCGGUGGUGGCUGCUGCGAACCUACACCAUCGGUGGGUGUAGGUGUAGAGGUAAUAGGUGUACAUAGGUGUACCGGAGGUAGUUCCUGCUGUGUGUCAAGGUCACGACCCUGGCCCGGCCUGCUGGUCACCGCGUUCAUCCCAAUCCAAGUUGCUUUCCAUAAGGUUGAGGGUAAAAUGUCUUCACGCAUCGC